CGAGUCGUCUGGCAAGACUGCGGGCACCGAGUCGUCUGGCAAGACUGCGGGCACCGAGUCGUCUGGCAAGACUGCGGGCACCGAGUCGUCUGGCAAGACUGCGGGCACCGAGUCGACUGGCGGAACAGCGGGCAACGAGUCGUCUGGCAAGACAGUGGGCUCCGAGUCAACAGGCACGACAGUGGGCACCGGGUCAUCAGCGGGCAUCGGGUCACCAGGUAUGACAGCGGGCACUGGGUCACCAGGCAUCAGCGGGCAUCGAGUCAACUG
Staurois parvus is the source of this 270-nucleotide messenger RNA. The record is from the annotation of a GenBank genome assembly. Lineage: Eukaryota; Metazoa; Chordata; Amphibia; Anura; Ranidae.